This is a messenger RNA of Eublepharis macularius, 1227 nucleotides long. It is a transcript of the gene CCDC74B, whose product is annotated as coiled-coil domain containing 74B. The transcript has 9 exons. Bases 145 to 1068 code for a protein of 307 amino acids. The record is from RefSeq and is a predicted model, not a curated record. NCBI's taxonomy places the organism in Eukaryota, Metazoa, Chordata, Lepidosauria, Squamata, Eublepharidae.
CGGCAAGCGAGGCCUGAAGAGAGCCGCUAGGCGCAGAGGCUUUAGGGGCGCCGGGAGCCAUCAUAUCGGCCCGCCUAACGCGGAGGGGAGCCGCUCGCUAUGCUCGGUGUUAGACUUGCAGCCUCCGCCUGACUCGGCCCUGCAAUGCAGAGCGCAGGCCUGCCCGGCCUCGGGCUAGUGCCCCGCUGGGCCCGCGCCGAUGGCCUAGAGCGCAGAGUCGCCUUCUUGCAGCAACAGCACUCCGAGACUCUGGCCCAGCUGCACCAGGAGGUGGAGCGGCUGAAGCGCCACAACAAGGAUCUUCAGUACAAGCUCAUAAUGCAGCCCGCCUUGUACAAGCCUGCUGCUUCUCCCAGCGUUCUGUCUUCCAAGCCUUGUCAAAGGAGUAGCUCUGUGGAAAAGGUAGCUUUGAACCCGAAGGCACCAGAAAGCGGUUCUGCAAAACUAGUGGGAAAGAAGCAAGUGGGUGAAGAGCUCACAGACAAAAUGGAGAGUGCAGAAGAGGCAGCCGCCAGGGUGAUGCAAGAUGAAGCUGAGGCUCUCGGUUCAGAAGAGGAGACCCCAGCAGAGAUGCCUCCACCCAGAAAUACAGAAGUCUGUGACAGAACAACCUCCCCAAUACCUUUUCCAUCCCCACAUCAAACUAAACCCAAGGAAAUGAAAAUCCCUGCAGCUUCUUCCAACCCCUUCUUGGUAAAUGUACUUCCAUCGCACAUGCGGAAGCCACCAACGCUGGAGGAGUGCGAGGUGGUCAUUCGCCAGCUGUGGAAUAUCAAUCACAUGCAGAUGCAAGAGCUGAUGUAUUUGAGAUCAUGUUUGGAAGACAUCCACAAGACAAAAAGAAUUCCUGAAGACUAUAUGCUAGUUGGGCAACUUGGGAACCAGGAUGCUACACGUUUACCUAGAGUAAAGAAUGUUCCUAAGAAAUGUAGGAUUGUAACACCACUGCCUGCUGCUGAAAGGGCUGUGCUACCAGCACUGAAGCAAACAUUAGGAAAUGCUUUCGCCGAGAGACAGAAGAGAGCACAAGCUGCUCAAAGGAACAGGCUCCAGCGGACUAUGCUUUAGCAAGCAGAGUUCAGUCGAUCUCCUUCUAUAAAUGGCUCAGAAGUCACCCCCAGACAUGUUUGUUCUCCACUUUGUGUACCUGAAGAGUUUGCACUGUACUUCCAACAGGGCCUUGGCCUGAUGUGUUCUCUCAUUUAACUUUUUUUUGGAAAGGUCAUA